This is a messenger RNA of Talaromyces amestolkiae, 1770 nucleotides long. RefSeq lists its product as uncharacterized. Lineage: Eukaryota; Fungi; Ascomycota; Eurotiomycetes; Eurotiales; Trichocomaceae. The record is from RefSeq and is a predicted model, not a curated record. The transcript has 5 exons. The coding region runs from base 1 to 1770 and encodes 589 amino acids.
AUGUCUUCGUCAGACACCUCAUCACUGUCAUCGGCGCCGCCGACAGAUGAUGAGUCUAUGUCUGGAGUCACUUACGCGACCAAUGCUAAAAUCACAAAUUAUUUCAAGGAGGAGACUCCUCCGCCUCCAAAGCGCGCCCCAUCUCCGCCACACGAAUAUGUUCUCGCGGACAAUCCAGAUAUCGCGUUCAUCGUCAUGUUCCGCGCGCGUUUCAGUGACGCCUUCCCGAAAUCACUCCCACACUAUGGCCCACAAGACAUUGAGCAAGGCGUGCAAGAUAUAACACCUGGGGAACAUGUCGAAAGGCUACUGUGUGCUCUUAUUGGCCUAGUCCUCAAUCGCAAGAAAGAUGUUGAGAAAGGACAUUACCAAAGAGCCCUAGAAGAGGCUGUACAAACACAUAAUUCACAAUGGCCGCGUGCCUGGGAAGGAAAGAAUCCUCUGCAUGGCGGGCGCACAUUCACAACCAUGAAUCCUGAGGAGAGGUUACGUCUGCUCAAAGCUCUUAUCUUAUGGUCUCUUUCCUCCUCCGAUGCGAUACAAGCGAAGAUCAAGGAUUCCUAUAAGCAGGCGCGACACGAUGACGACCUCAACCAACCACUGUCGAUACAACCAUGGGGAAGAGACGAAUUGAAAAGACGCUACUGGCUUAUAGAAGGCCAAGAUGAUACUCAUUUUCGCCUCUAUCGGGAGAGCAAUCCAGCGUUGAAGACAAAUACCUGGUGGAGUGUUGCAGGAACUAUCGACGAGAUCCGAGAAAUUGGCGAGAAGUUGGCACAAGAAAAAUCACAACAUUCCAAGAAGUUGAGCGAACGGAUCAUGCAUGCAAUUCCUCGUUUUGAGGGUGGAGAAGAGAAACGGAGACGGCGUGACUACCGAUUAGCACGAAAGGCUGCAUUUACACGCCCGGAACCAGGAUUCUCCCUCUACGAAGGCCGUACGCGUGGCAAGAAGCUCAAAUAUACUUACUCUGAAGACGAGGAUAUAUUUUCUGACGAUUUGCCUACUACUCGACGAUCGACACGAAAUGCGUCUGGCAUCACAACCCCGGGCGAACCCGCAGGACCAACAAUCACAGCUAGCGGUCGGCAGGUGCGAGCUCGAGCUGGCGGCAUAUACGGAGAGUCAAUGUUGAGUGGACAACGAGCAGAUCACCAUGCAGAUGACGAUGAGGAUGAAGAGGUUCGACCUCAGCGUAGCACGCGCGGUCAAGCGAACGGCUACCCGUCGAGAUAUGCCAAUGAUGCUAGCGAUGAAGAAUCAGAAGCUGCGUCUAGCUGGAAAGGUGACGACGAGUCGAACAACGAGAAUGAUGACUUCGAAGGUGACGACGAGGAAGAACAAAGUGAGGACGAAUCGAUGCUCGAUGUUGAUGAGUCUGAACAAAAUAGUCUAGUUGUUCAUCUGCAUUACGGCAAGACGAACCCGAACCAACCACUCAAUCUAAUUGAUGGCUUGAUUAGUGAAUCCGGUGGCAUUCCAGGUUCAAACACCGUGCAGACAGAAGUUGUAACUGACCUGUCUAAAAGGCCACUCGAAAAGCCAGCUUCAGAAGGAACUUCUCAAGCAGCAGGCACAACGAAUGGAUCAUUGGGAGAAAAGCCUCAAGAGCUGACGGUGCCAAGCUCUGCGGCGAUUUCGCCCUAUGAGUACUCCAAGGAGAAUGUGUCUGCCCAGGGCACGAAGUCAGAGGAUGUAACUGCAAAAUCCACACAGGAMCCCGCCGUUGUACCACUCGAACCUUCUCGAGUACACAAUGGCCACGAGUGA